This is a messenger RNA of Knipowitschia caucasica, 771 nucleotides long. The record is from the annotation of a GenBank genome assembly. Lineage: Eukaryota; Metazoa; Chordata; Actinopteri; Gobiiformes; Gobiidae.
AUGUCAGAUGAAAUGAGGCGUUUAGUCUCGGCCCGAGUCUGCAGCGGGAAAAGGAAACAAACUGAAUCCCGUGUUAUAAACAGUCGGUCGCCUCGUGUGUGUUUGAUCCAUUCCAUCGGCUCCUCUUUCCUCUGUCACUCGUCCAUUUGGACUCAGUGUCACUGUUGGGGCUGGUGUUUUGUGCUGAAUGUGUGCGAGAGAACAGAGGAGGCCUCUGUGGGGGGCCGGGUCUUUUCUGGGAUCCAGCCCACAGGGGUCCCUCACUUGGGGAACUUCCUGGGGGCUCUGGAGAACUGGGUGUCACUGCAGCAUGAGUUCCCUGUGGUUGUGUUCAGCAUCGUGGACCUUCACUCCAUCACUGUGCCGCAGGAGCCGCAUCAGCUCAGAGCUAACGUCCUGGACAUGGCGGCCAGUCUGCUGGCCUGUGGCAUCGACCCGCACAAGGCCAUCCUCUUCCAGCAGUCCCAGGUGUCUGAACACACAGAGCUGUCCUGGAUCCUGGGCUGUCUGACCAGCAUGCCUCGCUUGCGCCACCUGCCGCAGUGGAAGAUGAAGAGCAAACAGAAGAACGAAGGCAGCGUGGGUCUGUACACGUACCCGGUCCUGCAGGCGGCCGACAUCCUCCUCUACAAGUCCACACACGUCCCGGUGGGAGAGGACCAGCUUCAGCAUCUGGAGCUCGCGCAGGAUUUGGCCCGAAUUUUCAACCACCGCUUUGGAGACCUGUUCCCCGAGCCCCAGACCCUCCUGAGUCAUCUGGUGAGGCAUUAA